CGCUCCCCCCGCGCUCCCCGGCGCGCUGCAAGAUGGCGGCGGGAGCCGAGAGCGGCGCGGCGCUGCCCGCGGAGCCGCCGCCGCUGAGCGCCGAGGAGGUGGCCAGGCGGCUGGCGAGCACCCGCCGCGAGCUGGGCAACCGCCGCAAGAUCCUGCUGCGGAACCUGCCGGCCGAGAGCAGCAGCCAGGAAAUCCACGACUUGUUUAAAGAUUAUGAAAUCAAGUACUGUUAUGUGGACAGGAAUAAAAGAACAGCCUUUGUCACCCUGUUAAACGGGGAGCAGGCCCAGAGCGCCAUCAGGAGGUUCCACCAGCACUGCCUGCGAGGGAAGGAGAUCUCCGUGCAGCUGCAGCCCACGGAUGCUCUGCUGUGCAUCACCAACCUGCCCCUUUCCCUCAGGAUAGAGGAGUUUGAGGAACUGGUGCGUGCCUAUGGCAACGUGGAGAGGUGUUUCCUGGUCUACAGCGAGCUCACCGGCCAUUCCAAGGGCUACGGAUUCGUGGAGUACAUGAAGAAGGACUCUGCUGCCAAGGCCAGGCUGGAGCUCCUGGGCAAGCAGCUGGAGGAGAGCACUCUGUUUGCACAGUGGAUGGAUGUGAACCAGCUGACCACAAACCUCAUUCACUCCAAGUGCCUUUGUGUGGAUAAAUUACAAAAAGACUGCGCUGAUUCGAAAGAGCUGCUCCAGGCUUUCUCCCUGAAGUACAAACCUGUGUUCUGCCAGUUUGCCCAGGACGAGGACGGCGGCAGCGGGGACUUUGCCGUGGUGGAGUACGAGAGCGCGGAGCAGGCGGAGAGCGUGCGAGGGGCCAUGGACGGGGUGACCAUCAACGGCAGGAGGGUGCAGGUGUCCUUCUGUGCCCCUGGAGCACCAGGCAGGAGCACCUUGGCAGCUCUGAUCGCAGCACAGAGGAUGAUGAGGAACAAUAGGAAAGGCUUGCUUCCAGAGCCAAAUCCAGUGCAGAUCAUGAAAAGUUUCAAUAAUCCAGCAAUGCUGCAGAUGCUGCUGCAGCCCCAGCUGCGUGGCCACGCUGUUAAACCUGUUCUUGGAGCCUCUGCAGGUUUACCUCACCUCAUAAAUUCAGCAGUGGGGCCACCUUUUUUGCAGUUGAAUAAAGUUCAUCAGAGCUCAAUUCUGGGGAGCACCUCCAGCCUGCUGCUGCAGAGCCCUGCUCACCUGCCCCUGCCCCAGCAGCAGCUCCUGAAGAUGGAAAACAUGCAGGCAAACAGUAAACCAGGUUUGCUGGGAGAGCCUCCAACAAUGCUCCUGCAGACAGUGCUGGGCAUAGGGGUGAUGCCAGCAGUGAACUCAGGCCUGGCAACACGAGGAGGAGAAGCUCUCAAGUCAGCAGCAGCAGGGAUGGGCAUGCUGCCAUUCUUCCCAAGCCAGCACAUGGUCGGAGCAGCUCUCCCCGGGCCCACCGCUGCUGCAGACAAAGGCGAGGCGGUGCCGGGAGCGCCGCCCUUCCCUCAGGCACUGCCCGGCCUCCCUCUGCGGGCAGCCCUCGGCAAAGCUCCGGGACAGCCCAAAAACUGCGACUCCAGCCUGGGGGCUCCCUUGAAAAAACAGACUUCUCUGCUUGGGGAACCCCCAAAAGAAAUUCGCCUGAGCACCAACCCCUACUUGAAUUUGGCAAGUGUUUUGCCUGGUAUCUGUCUGCCAGCAGCAAUUGCCAGCAAAGCCUCCAGUCCUCCACAGCAGAGCCUUCCAAACAGUGUCGUGGAUGCUGCUGUGUCUCAGGGAACUGCAUCACAACAUGCAAUGGAAAAUUAUUUCAGUUAUUCCCAGCAGCCUGGGGAGUACCCACAGGUGGCCCCGAAGCGCAGCUCCUCGUACCUCGCGUCCUCCCCCGAGCCCGGCCCGGCGGAGCUCCCGGCCCCGCGCUACUCCGAGUCCUCCCUCAAGAAGAAGCGCGUCUAUUGAUCCUCGCCUCGAUCCAUGGAUUCCCUGGAUUCCCUGGAUUCCCUGGAUUGCAGCCCGCGGGCAGGGAGGGCAGCCGGGAAUCGCUCUGUAUUUAUUGCUGCCUUAACUGCCCCCAAGGCUGUCCCAGGAGGGGCCAGCUCUGUGCCGCCACAGCCCAGGACAAAGGUGACAAAGGUGACAAAGGUGGCGGCUGCUCUCACGCGGAGAGGAGGGGACAGUGUUGGCUUUGUCACCUGCGGGCUGAGGGACAGAGCACAAGGACCUGGGGAGCUGGGGCAGCUCCAGCUGAAAGCAAUAAAAACCCAGAGGAAAGAAAGCUGAUCCUUUCUCCAGUCCUCAGCCUGAGGAAGUUAAAAGAGGAAGUCUUGAUAGUAAGUAUUUUGUAUUUUUUUAACUCAGAAUAUGGGGGGUUUUUUUCCAACUUUCCUUUUUUUCCAGGAUUAAGAGCUCUGCAUUGACAGCCUCUCGGUUUUUAGUGUUUGUUCUUAAUCCUGGAAUGGAGCGAUACCAAAUGGAUUCCCAGAGCCUCGGUGAUGUUCUCAAUAAAUGCCUGUUCAAAGGGAGAUGCUACCUGUGCUGCCUUGGAAUAUUCCCUGGGAUUUGGAGAGCUGCUCCUUGGACAGUGGAAUAACUUUGUUUUUAGGCUGAGAAUCCACAGCUAGCCCAUGGAGGAAAGAAAUCCCAGUGUGAGGCAGCAUCCUCCUUCCCCAGGUGUGGGACAGCUCAUCCUGGGCCACCCCACGUUGUUUCCCACUUUUGAGUGCAUUUUCCUUUUUUUUUUUUUUUUUUAUAAGACUUUUUGUAUUUUUAGCUUAUUAUCAGCUCUGCCUCGAGUUGUUCUCUUCUGCCCUUGGAGCUGGAGAUCAGCAGUCCCUCCUUUUGCCAUCAGUGACAGGUAAAUGAGGAGCCAGCCCUCAUUCCAAGGCUUUCCCCCCUUGGAAUCCUGCUGCAAAUCCAUUUGGAUGGAGUUCACUGAGGCCAGGAGCCACCUCCUCCUCCCUUUUCUUUGCUAGAGAACACUGAAGCCAUUUUUCAAUACUGAUUUUUUUAAAUUAAAAGUCUUAAACUUUUGCCUUUCAAGCUUUGGGAUGUGACCAGGGUCCACAUUUUCAAAGCUUAAAAAAAUCCCAAUUGAAUUCCCUCUUCCCUCAGCUGCUGGAACUGCUCCCCAAACAGGAGCCAGGAGCUUUUCUGGGAUUCUGCCUGUAUGUAUUGAUAAAUUCACUUGUAAUAUUUUGUUUCAACUGUUUGUAUAUGCAACUUUCUCAACUUGUUACACUUUUCAAUGAAAAUAAAUUGUUGGUACUUA
This is a messenger RNA of Taeniopygia guttata (zebra finch), 3234 nucleotides long. RefSeq names its product ribonucleoprotein, PTB binding 2 (gene RAVER2). Gene Ontology annotation, molecular function: mRNA binding. Lineage: Eukaryota; Metazoa; Chordata; Aves; Passeriformes; Estrildidae. Gene Ontology annotation, cellular component: nucleus. The record is from RefSeq and is a predicted model, not a curated record.